Messenger RNA from Dichomitus squalens LYAD-421 SS1, 927 nucleotides. RefSeq lists its product as uncharacterized. Lineage: Eukaryota; Fungi; Basidiomycota; Agaricomycetes; Polyporales; Polyporaceae. The transcript has 7 exons. The record is from RefSeq and is a predicted model, not a curated record. Bases 491 to 727 code for a protein of 78 amino acids.
GUCAAGUGGAACAAGUUGACGGAGUCACAAAACAGUCCGGUCGCGUCGCAGGGCAAAGCAUCUUGUCCGAGUGGGAUCUCCUUGUAACUUCUCAUCGCGCCGCAUAGAUCCUCGAUGGCUUCCUGCAGCGGACGCUCCGCGUCCGCGACGUUGAAUCCACAGUCUGACAGUUUGCCAGGAUUAUUAUUGCAUCGUAGAGCUUCUUCACUCUUCGACUCGUCCUGUCUUGUGUCGUAGACUUCUUCAUCACCACCGAACUCUAACUUUACCUGCGUAGCAGUUGCACAGGCACCGGAAGGUUAAAUCAUAUAUUGGACUCAGUCGCGCUCGAGACCGGCUUGCCCACCUCCGUGACCACGGUCAUUUCGCUGGUCUUCUGGCUGGCGAAGCCGCAUGUAUAGAUCUAUCUUGGACUGCACUUCGCUAUCAGCAAGCGUGCGCGCCUCGUUUCUUCCCCCGCUCUGGUUCUGACGUUGAGAUCCGGCCCAUAAUGCCUCCGAUAGUCUACACGAGCUCAUUGCUCGCUUCAAUGAACACGCGCAAGGUCUUGCGAGAUCGGUCAGUCUCGCAAUCUGGUAGCGGCCACAGUUCGCACGUCGACCCCGUCAACUUCCAUACUGCAGUGCAGAUCACUGUGGACAAGACGGUCGACUUUGGCUUAGAAGAUGACAUACGGGGAGCUGUAUCACAGGCGUCCGAGAGGAAGGACGCCGUGUCACCGGUUUGAGAGAAUGGAUGGUGAGCACUGCCGUCCGGCCGCGCUAGACACGAGAACCAUACGCCCAAUUAGUGUAGGACGCAUUGCCCUAUACCUUGCUUCAUGUUCCUUUCAGUCAGCCUGCUGACUCCCUGCAUUUUACUGUACUAGUAUGUGUAGUCUCUGCGCUCGUAGGCGAUGGCACGUCCGUCGAUCUUUUUAGCGCUUCC